Pseudovirgaria hyperparasitica is the source of this 1759-nucleotide messenger RNA. RefSeq lists its product as uncharacterized. Gene Ontology annotation, molecular function: acyltransferase activity, transferring groups other than amino-acyl groups. The record is from RefSeq and is a predicted model, not a curated record. The transcript has 2 exons. The coding region runs from base 137 to 1666 and encodes 509 amino acids. NCBI's taxonomy places the organism in Eukaryota, Fungi, Ascomycota, Dothideomycetes, Acrospermales, Acrospermaceae.
GUUUGAUGUCACGGUCAACAGGUGACUAUUGGCUUUUCCAAGUCCUGAUUUGGCUCCUGGCUCUGUCAAGUUUACGACUAGCAUAAUUUGAUUUUGUUUACACAACGUGCAACUAAAGUCAGGCUGUGUAACGUCGAUGAAAACGCUCAAAACCGAACACAGUGUCAAUAUCAUAAAGCUCUGCGAAACCUUCAGAAUGUGGCCCUUCUGGAGUAAAAAACCCACAGCGCCAGCAACGGUCCCUACGGACAAAAUUAUACCUCUUCAUAAGAUGGAUGAUACUCCGAUUUUCCGCUCAAUGGCCUUCUACUCAACCAUGCGUUUUGAUGCUGUCCUUGACCCCGAGAAACUUCGAGGUGCUCUGGAGACAUUGUUGGAGACGGGAGAUUGGAGGAAACUUGGAGCACGUCUCCGCCUCAAUGAUACCACUAAGAAGCUCGAAUAUCAUAUUCCUGCAAGUUUCAGUGCUGAAAGACCGGCAUUCAUUUACGUUCGUGAGCGGUUUGAAUGCAGGAUCGAAGAACAUGCGUUGGCAUCUCAGCUACCCAAGGCGUCGAUACGGCCAACUGUAAUGGCAGAUACAGACAGUUUUGAACCUCUUGUUAGGCUGCGGAAAGACGCACCGACUAGGCUCGAGGAUUGGCUGUAUACUGACGAGCCCCAGCUUACGUUGGCUAUCGUCUCAUUCGAAGAUGCGACACUUGUCACUGUCUCAUGGCCUCAUACCUUGAUCGACGCGGCUGGUCUAGCGUAUUUACUCAAAGCCUGGUCGGACAUUCUGAGCGGUCAUGUUGAGCGAGUACCAGCUAUUGCAGGUUUUGACACGGAUCCGCUUGAAACGCUUGGCUCGAAGCCAAUAGAGGAACACGUAAUGUCUAAAUGGCGAGUGAAAGGUUUUCAAAUCUUCUUGUUCAUCAUCAAUUAUAUACUAGACAUUAUUUGGUACCCAAAAGAGUCUGGACGAGCCAUCUGCAUUCCUCCAUCUGUAUUCCAGCGGAUCAAGGAGGAGUGCGCGACAUAUAUUUCGGCGGCUCAUUCUAUGCACAACGUCAAACUGACUGACGGCGAUGUGCUGUCAGCUCUGAUAGCUCGCCUUAUGUGCGUCAACCUGCCACAUAACAAUCGUACACUGUCCAUCGUCAAUGUGGUCGAGUUGCGUAGGCCUCUAGCCGAAGAUUUAUUGCUUCCUGGCAAGGCAUAUAUCUCUAACGCUGUCAUUGGGGCUGUUGCUUUGACAACGGUGAAGGAUGUCUUUACUCAAGCGCUUGGUGCUACGGCGCUGAAAGUCCGAAAUGCCAUCAGAACACAACGCACACGCGCACAAGUCGAGACUUUUAUGUUUUUCGUCCAAGAGGCUAAAGGUAUGCCGGUCUUGUUCGGUGACGGAAACAUGAAAAUGGUCAAUGUGACGAAUUGGACAGGAGCUAAGUUCUAUGAGACGGACUUUUCCGCUGCUAUCGUGGGUAAUAAUGUAGGGCCCCGUAGUGGGGAUACGGUCAGCGGCAAACCGAGUUAUAUUAAUGUUUCUGGCAUCUCGAACGAUUUCAAGCGGAGAGGUUCGGCAGCGGUGGUGGGGCGAGACGUGCUGGGGAACUACUGGAUUAUUCCUUGGAUUAAAAAUAACGAGUGGAAGAAGGUAGAAGAGUAUAUCUCUAGCCUGGAAUGAAAGUACAAAUAGGAGAGAGAUAUGGUUGGAGGCGUUGUUGGAAAAAGACUGCUUCUGGCCCGUCGCCGGGAUCCGGAUAGGCUUAGCGUCGCC